Molecule: messenger RNA, 1913 nt
Organism: Fulmarus glacialis (Northern fulmar)
Lineage: Eukaryota; Metazoa; Chordata; Aves; Procellariiformes; Procellariidae
Gene: DHRS11
Product: dehydrogenase/reductase (SDR family) member 11
Exons: 6
Coding region: 89-634 (181 amino acids)
Molecular function (GO): oxidoreductase activity
Source: RefSeq, a predicted model, not a curated record
AUUGGCAGCUGAAUGCCAGAGUGCCGGCUAUCCAGGGACCCUCAUCCCGUAUAAGUGCGAUCUUUCCAACGAAGAGGAGAUCCUGUCGAUGUUCUCCGCCAUCAAGACCCUUCAUCAAGGAGUUGAUGUCUGCAUCAACAACGCGGGGCUGGCUCGCCCGGAGCCCCUGCUCUCGGGGAAGACGGAAGGCUGGCGGACGAUGAUAGACGUCAACGUGAUGGCUGUGAGCAUCUGCACCCGAGAGGCCUACCAGUCCAUGAAAGAGAGAAACAUCGAUGAUGGGCAUAUUAUUAACAUUAACAGCAUGAACGGCCACAGCGUUGUGCCACAGUCGGUGGUGCAUUUUUACAGUGCCACCAAGUACGCAGUUACAGCCCUCACGGAGGGGCUGAGGCAAGAACUCAGAGAAGCAAAGACUCAUAUACGAGCUACAUGUAUAUCUCCAGGACUGGUGGAAACGGGAUUUGCUUUUAAACUUCAUGAUAAUGACCCCGAGAGAGCUGCUGCAACCUAUGAGAGCAUUCGGUGUCUCAAAGCUGAAGAUAUGGCUAACGCUGUCAUAUAUGUCCUCAGCGCCCCACCUCAUGUACAGAUUGGAGAUAUACAGAUGAGGCCCACGGAGCAGAUAUCAUAGCAAAUGAAGAGGACCGUGAGCAGCACCAUGUAUCCACUCCACUUUGAACCCUCUGGCAAUUUAGGGUUUCGUCGGCUGGCUAGCAAUGUUUUAAUCAAGUACCAAGGAUCAUGUUUGAAGAAUUAUUUUUCUCUCCCUCUCUCUGAGCUGGUGCUGGUGCUGAGCCAGUUUAAAAAAAAUAGUAGUGGGUCUCUUUUCUCCCCCACUCCUUUCUGAAACUGCUUAAGAGUAAAAUGUGUUUGAAAAUAAUGCAGGGAAGUGGUUUGUGGAAGAUUGUUGUCUCCAGGCUGGUUUAUUCUUCCUUUUGCUUUCUUUUCAAGGUUUGUUUGAUCAUCUUUGCUGAUGCUGUGUCUGGCAUAGGUGAAGUGGCACAAAAUGUUUGCCAGCUUCAGUAUGCUUAGGGUUUGAAAUUUUCAGUGGAUGUCAUACAUGAAUCCAUCUAAUUUUUGGGUUUAUUUUCAUCAGAUUGAUUACUGAUGGUAAUGAUGCAUGUGAUAUUUUCUACUUCUUUCGUACUCCACUGCCCUAAACCCAGUGUACAAUCGCACCCACCUCCCCAACCCUCCUUUCCCAUUCACAUGAAUCAUGCCUGCCAAGUUUGAGGAAGUAUAAAUGUGUGUGCUUGCUAUUUCUCUUUCUUUCUAGGUAGGUAAAUAGUUGGAGGAAAAGUACCUGUAUUUCUGCAGGUUAGAAUGAUCAUCUAAGUGGCAUAGUUACAGUAAGAGUGAGUUGUUUGGUAUUUUUAAUAAAAACUAAAUGUGUGCUGUCUUGUGAUCACCUCUAUCCUUGGUAUCAUCUCCCAGCACUCUUGAUGUUUUUGUAUGUGAUAUUUGCAUGCAUUGACAUUUUUCUGGAAAUAUUGAUCAGUCUUAGAAAGAUGUAUGGUGCUGUUUAAAUGCUGGUGCUGAUGAGUUGGAAAUGUUGAAAGUUUGUUUAUAUGCAGAGAUACAAACUCGGAGAGAGAGAGAGUGAAAUGAACCAUGCUGAAGCUGUCCAAAAUGAAAAGAUACUAGUAGGGGCAUUUGCCUACAAAGCAGCAGGUAAAAGGUCUGGUUCAGAUCUCAUACUAGUUCUACGCUGGUGCAGCCCCAUUGUUUUGCUCUGGAUUUAUUCUAACCUGAGGGAGAAGAGAAUCAGCCGCAAAGCUGACAUAUGCAGAGCUGGAGACCACUUGAGUUGUCUUAAGAUUCUUGCAGCAUGGCAGAAGCACGUCUGUGUGUAGUCCAACUUGCUGCAGAGCUAUGGAGCUGUUAACGUAUAUGUUGCCUUAAGAUUGCAG